AUACUUCAAUCGUUUGUAAUCAAAAAACCAUUUUAAAAUAAGUUUUUUUUAUUUUCAGUAAUAUUCGUGGACAAGUAAAUUAUAUCUUUAGUAAAACUAAAAUGAACGUAAAGAAAAACGGAUUUAAAGUAUGAACUAAAAGUGGUUUCAAAAUGUAACUGCAAUUCAAACGAAAUAAUAAUCAGGGCGUAUAAAUUAAAACGUGACAUUGAAUUCAAAUACACAAUAAUAAUAGAGAAAAAUAUAAUUUGCGUUGAAUACGAAUAAUUAUUGGUAGACGUUACUAUGUCUACGACAAAGUUUGCUUUGUUCGGACUGGUAUUAUCCUUGAUAAGAGCAUCGUCGAAAUGGCAUCUGACAAAAUGUUGCCCACCGGGAGAAAUCUUUUUAAGAAAUUCCACCAAGUGUGUUUCAAAACCGGGAUACGAGAUAGAGAUUUAUUCUCACUAUUGGAACAUUACCAGAGAGUUCCAAGGAAUUCCUCAGUGCAACGAAUCUGACGAUCUUAUAACAACGCCACUCGACGAUCUCGAAUCAAACACUAUCUUAGAGGUGCCAGCUUGCUUUGAAACAUUUUACGAACUAACACAAAAAGAAACCAUAAUAAUUGUUUACUGUCGUGCAAAUAAAACUCUACCAGUGAAAACAAUUAACACAUCCUUUGCACAGUUCUUACACAUCAGAAAAUGCUGUUUUGGCAAUACAAUAUUCGACAGCCGCACAAAGGCAUGUGUAACUCGGUUAAGCGAAUCACACAGUCUUGGAACAUUUUUGCUAAAUAGAUCGGCUGAUGCAGAAGGUGUGGUGAUAGCCACUCAUGGUCCACCUAAGUGCAAAGGGCCAAUCGUUAACUAUGAAGUUAACGAAAACGAUAUCUUCAUACGAAACAGUAUCAUACGAAACAGUACAUAUACGGUAAGCAAGGAAUUAGAACGUGAAAAAGCAUUAUCUUCUGGAUAUGUCGAUGAGAAUUAA
This is a messenger RNA of Solenopsis invicta (red fire ant), 975 nucleotides long. RefSeq lists its product as uncharacterized. Bases 286 to 975 code for a protein of 229 amino acids. The transcript is spliced from 3 exons. The record is from RefSeq and is a predicted model, not a curated record. NCBI's taxonomy places the organism in Eukaryota, Metazoa, Arthropoda, Insecta, Hymenoptera, Formicidae.